Molecule: messenger RNA, 1390 nt
Organism: Rhopalosiphum maidis (corn leaf aphid)
Lineage: Eukaryota; Metazoa; Arthropoda; Insecta; Hemiptera; Aphididae
Product: 26S proteasome non-ATPase regulatory subunit 13-like
Exons: 2
Coding region: 18-1244 (408 amino acids)
Biological process (GO): ubiquitin-dependent protein catabolic process
Cellular component (GO): nucleus; proteasome regulatory particle, lid subcomplex; cytosol
Molecular function (GO): structural molecule activity
Source: RefSeq, a predicted model, not a curated record
UGUAUAUUUUGUUAUCAAUGUUUUGUUCCGUGAUAUUAUUUUAUACUAAUUUGAAGCAUUACAGCACAACUUGCACAACAAAGUUAAAUCAAUUUUCAUCCUCAAACUUAACCCUUUCGUGUCUUAUAAUUGAAAUUACUAUUUCAAACAUGGCACAACCUGAAGUUGAAAUGUCAGAAUUGGAAGAAUUACAAACCAAAAAAUUAUGGCAUCAAUUGACUUUAAAACUCUUGGCCUAUGUUAAGGAUACAAAUGUUCAAAAAAAGGUUGACUUAUUGAAUUUCUACAAUAAAUUUAUCCAACCAAUAGAAAGUAAAAUGAAUUCUUUUGCUUUGGUUGAAAUUGUUUCAUAUGUAAUUCCAUUUAUUAAAGAACCAAAGGAAGCAGUUAUAUUUUUAGAAACUCUGGAACCCAAAGUUAAAGACAAAGUCGAAGCUUUAAUUUUUGCUAAAGUUUUAAAAGGUGAAAUACUUUUGGAUAAAUUGAAAAAUCAACAAGACUGUUUGGUUGUUAUUACUGAUGUCGAUAAAUUGCUGAGUGAUCUGGAUGAAAUAUCUCCUGUGCACAGUCGAUAUUAUUUGUUGGCCAGUCACCUGUAUCGUAUUCAAGGAAAGCAUACUGAAUACUACCGCACUUGUUUGAAGUAUUUGGGUGCAAUCGAUUUGUCUACUAUUAGCCAACCGGAUCAAAUAAGAAACGCAUUUUUAUUAGGUCUUGCUGCAUUACUAAGUGAUGACAUUUAUAAUUUGGGUGAACUGCUCAUGCAUCCCAUUUUAGAUUCAUUAACCAACACAACAAAUUAUUGGUUGGUAGAACUAUUAAAUGCGUUCAACACAGGAGACAUUACAAAAUUUGCCAAAAUGAAACCACAGUGGGCUUCUAUACCUGAUAUAGCAGUUCAAGAACAUAAACUCAGACAAAAAAUUUCCUUACUUUGUUUGAUGGAAAUGACAUUCAAACGACAAGCUAAAAACAGGUGUUUAUCAUUUCAAGAAAUUGCACUUGAGACACAGUUAUCAUUAGAACAGAUUGAAAUGUUGGUAAUGAAAGCUUUAUCAUUAGGUCUAGUUAAGGGUAAAAUCGAUCAAGUCAGUGAAGGUGUAUACUUGGAAUGGGUUCAACCAAGAGUGAUGAACAAAACACCAAUAUCGGGUAUGAUUGGUAGACUGGACACAUGGUGUUCGGAAGUCAAGAACAUGCAGUACAGGAUGCAAGACGAAGCCCAAGAUUUUUUGAAAGUUUAAACUUUAUAGUAUAUUUAUUAUUAUUAAGGUUUGUUUAUAAAAUAUUCUUUUCAAUAAUUACAUCGUACCUAACACAAAAAUGUAUUUAAUCUGAUGUAUUUUAUAAGAUUUGUUGUAAAAACGUACAAUAAAAUUGUGUGUAUAAC